AUGACCAAGUCGCUUUCGACCAACCCCGCUAACGACGUCGUCAUCGACGGUAAAAAAUACAAUACUUUCACAGAGCCUCCUAAGGCCAUGGCCGCUGAGCGCGCCAAGGCUAGCUUCCCCGUCCGCGAGAUGACCUACUAUCUCGACGGCGGUGAGAAGGUCACUGAGUACAACGAGGCAGUAUGGGAGCAGCUUGAGCGUGCCCCUGCUUUCGACAACACCGACUAUUACGAUGUCUGUGGUGACCACGAGCUUUUGCGUGCCCGCACCCUUGCCAAGGUCGGCGCGAUUGCUGAGAUUGUGACCGACGGUCGCAGCGAGCGGGAUAUUCAGAAGGUUCUCUCCUUUGUUUCGGUCAUUGACCCCGGCGCCAUGACCCGUAUUGGUGUUCACUUUGGCCUGUUCCUCAACGGUGUCCGCGGCUCGGGUACCUCCGAGCAAUUCAACUACUGGGUCGGUGAGGGUGCUGCCAACCUCAGCAACUUCUUUGGCUGCUUCUGUAUGACCGAGUUGGGCCACGGCUCGAACGUUGCUGGUGUCGAGACCACUGCUACCUUUGACCGCAAUACCGAGGAGUUCGUUAUCAACACCCCCACCAUUGCUGCCUCCAAGUGGUGGAUUGGUGGUGCUGCCCACACUGCCACCCACGGUCUUGUGUUUGCCCGCCUAAUUGUUGAUGGCAAGGACUACGGUGUCAAGAACUUUGUUGUUCCUCUCCGUGACCGCAACACAUGGAACCUCAUGCCCGGUGUCUCCAUUGGUGACAUUGGUAAGAAGAUGGGCCGUGACGGUAUUGACAACGGUUGGGUUCAGUUCUCGAACGUCCGCAUCCCCCGUCUGUUUAUGAUGAUGAAGUAUGCCAAGGUGUCCAAGGACGGCAAGGUCACCCAGCCUCCUUUGGCUCAGCUCGCUUACGGUGCUUUGAUUUCCGGUCGUGUCUCCAUGGUCUACGACUCUUACACAUGGGCUCGUCGCUUCCUGACUAUUGCCAUCCGUUACGCAUGCUGCCGUCGCCAGUUCUCUUCUAGCCCUGGUGGGCUCGAGACGAAGUUGAUUGACUACACUUUCCACCAGCGCCGUCUUUUGCCCCGCCUGGCCUAUGCCUACGCCAUGAACGCUGGCUCUGCUGAGCUCUACAAGAUCUACUUUGCAGCCACCGAUCGUUUGGCUAGCACCAAGCCCACCGACAAGGAGGGUCUCCAGUCUGCCAUUGACGAUGUCAAGGAGCUGUUCUCGGUCUCUGCCGGUCUCAAGGCCUUCUCGACCUGGGGCACUGCUCAGAUCAUUGACGAGUGUCGCCAGGCAUGCGGUGGUCUCGGUUACUCUGGCUACAAUGGCUUCGGUCAGGGUUACAACGACUGGGUUGUCCAGUGCACUUGGGAGGGUGACAACAACGUUCUUACGUUGUCCGCUGGCCGCUCUUUGAUCCAGAGCGGUCUUGCUAUCCGCAAGGGCGAGCACGUUGGUGCUGCUGCCAGCUACUUGAAGCGCGAGCUCAACGCCAAGCUCAAUGGCCGCAGCCUCGAGGACCUCAACGUUCUUAUCGACGGUUGGGAGCACGUCUCCGCCGUCGGCAUUUCUCAGGCCGUCGACCGCUACGUCGAGCUCGAGAAGGAGGGCGUCUCUCAGACCGAGGCCUUUGAGCGCCUCUCCCAGCAGCGCUACGAUGUCACCCGUGUGCACACCCGCAUGUACCUGAUCAAGUCCUUCUUUGAGAACCUCAAGACUGCCAGCCCGGCUCUGCAGCCUGUUCUCACCGACCUUGCUCUUCUGUUCGCCUUGUGGUCGAUUGAGAUCGACGCCAGUGUGUUCUUGCGCUACGGCUUCCUCGAGCCCAAGGACAUCAGCACCAUCACCGUGCUCGUCAACAAGUACACCGGCAAGGUCCGUGAGCAGGCCAUCCCCCUCACUGACGCCUUCAACCAGAGCGACUUUGUUAUCAACGCUCCUAUUGGCAACUACAACGGCGAUGUUUACAACAACUACUUCGCCAAGACCAAGGCCGCCAACCCUCCCAUCAACACGCACCCUCCCUACUAUGAUAGUGUCAUGAAGCCUUUCUUCACCCGCAAGUUCAACGACGACCCUGAUCUCAGUGCUCUUGAGGAAGAGGAGGCCGAGGAGAACGAGUAA
Messenger RNA from Wickerhamiella sorbophila, 2133 nucleotides. Its product is annotated as Acyl-coenzyme A oxidase 2. The transcript has a single exon. The coding region runs from base 1 to 2133 and encodes 710 amino acids. Gene Ontology annotation, cellular component: peroxisome. Gene Ontology annotation, biological process: fatty acid beta-oxidation using acyl-CoA oxidase; lipid homeostasis. NCBI's taxonomy places the organism in Eukaryota, Fungi, Ascomycota, Dipodascomycetes, Dipodascales, Trichomonascaceae. Gene Ontology annotation, molecular function: acyl-CoA oxidase activity; fatty acid binding; FAD binding. The record is from RefSeq and is a predicted model, not a curated record.